Pocillopora verrucosa is the source of this 1266-nucleotide messenger RNA. Its product is annotated as calcium homeostasis modulator protein 6. NCBI's taxonomy places the organism in Eukaryota, Metazoa, Cnidaria, Anthozoa, Scleractinia, Pocilloporidae. Gene Ontology annotation, cellular component: plasma membrane. Gene Ontology annotation, molecular function: monoatomic cation channel activity. The record is from RefSeq and is a predicted model, not a curated record.
AUAUAAAUCAACUUUCGCUCGUAGUGUUUGUAUUCAUUAAGUUAGAGUCUUUCUGUUGACAACGCAGUUUCGUCUGAAUCCUUAUUUUCGCCUCGUCUUCUCGGACAACAUGAACACCGUCCUUCCCUCCUUUACAGGACUAUUCAAAAGGUCUCGUCGAUCACUGAUGUACGGUUCUAUAGCAGCUGUGACGAUUGGCCUGGAGGGGUUCUUUGAAAGUAUCGUGUUUAGCUGUCCUUGUGAAGGACACUUCGCUUACGGACUGGCUUUUUUGUGGGCGCCGACCGUUCUCCUGUUUCUCAUUGGAAUCCUGGUAGAUAGAGACUUAUGGAGCCAUUCGAGAAGGAAUUCUGUCACAAAGAAGGAAACCAAGCCUUUCACCCGCCGCCAUCUCAAAGUGCUCUUAACGAUAAUUGAUGUAUUAGUGCGAGCAUCCAUCGCUCCAGUCGCUUGGUUGGUUUUGUCCUUUCUACAGCAGCAAUACUAUACAUGCGCGUUUUUCGGUCCUCCUCUGACCAGUGGAUUCACCGCGAGAAAUACAACCGAAAAAUGCUCUUUUAAACUCGACUUACGCACUAGGUUGCAAGAGGAGCACUACAAAACCCGUAGCCAAAUAGCAGGAUGGUCUCUAAUGCUGGUAGCCAUGUCUGUUCUCUUCACCACAAUCUGUAUCCGUCGAUGCGUUCGGAAGGGAAAACAUCUUAAAAUACCAAGUCUUAAUUAUUAUCACCAUGUUGAAGCAAAAGAGGCUUUGGAGCAUUAUCACAAUGAAGCGAAAGAACUUGCCAAAAAGAAAGCAAAGAAGGGGAUAGACGAGCUAUUUAAAAAGACAGAAGCGAACGAAUUUAAUUCCCGUCUCCAAAACAUUGCAAAAGAAAUCCAAGAUACAUAUGGGCGUUUUUUUGUCAUACCGCCAGAGAGUCCCACUUAUACCUCCCCCUCGACUGCAUCAAAUGACCCUCCUGAAUUUCCUUCGCAUGCCUCGCCUACUGUGAACCGCAGUCUUCUAUCAGAUGGAUCUGAAGUGAAAAACGAAGGAGAAAAACAUGGUCUGUCGUCUGCUACCAACACACCGCGUUUAUCCCCCACUUGUCAGACGGCGUAUAUAAGUUACAAAGGGCACACGAAGCCAGCAUUCAACAGACAAAACGCCAGCAGUAGAAGCCAGAAGGAAACAGUGUCCGAAGCCGCUCUUUGAGAAGUCUCUAAGGGGAGGGGAAGGGGAGCGUUGCGUGACACUUCGACAUAAUGCUAUGGAGGAGACUA